Dreissena polymorpha is the source of this 8774-nucleotide messenger RNA. Its product is annotated as rabankyrin-5-like. Gene Ontology annotation, molecular function: metal ion binding; protein binding. The record is from RefSeq and is a predicted model, not a curated record. The coding region runs from base 216 to 3767 and encodes 1183 amino acids. NCBI's taxonomy places the organism in Eukaryota, Metazoa, Mollusca, Bivalvia, Myida, Dreissenidae. The transcript is spliced from 26 exons.
UUAGUAACAAUUAGGUUCUAUUCUAAUUGUUCAAAGAGCUCAAGGGAUUGUAUUAUCGAUACAUACACAAAGCCAAAGUUACGACACCUGAGGUAGAAUUUUAACAUCAGGCAUAAAACGCAAAAUCAACCAAAAAUGUACGAUCUACUGUUUUCGACUACCGUUUUGACUUGAAAACUUACAGCAUCAAGUCACAUGACUUCUUGUAAUGCAAAAUGGCGGAUGAUUUUCAUUUGACAAGUGGAGUUGAUGACCUUCUAAAAAGUUAUUCGAACACUGGGGAAGUCACUAAGCUGCAGAACCAUCUGCGUCUGCUGCGAGAGGAGUAUGUCAAGCUGCAGAAGCGGCUUGCAGAUGUGGAAAAGAAGUACCAGGUGCUCUCUGCAUCAGCAGGUCAGAGUGGAGACAAUAAUUUCGUGACCCGUCUUCUCAAUACCGUGGCUGACUUGUUUGAUAAGCCACUUUACAGUGACCUGGUUGUGCAUCUGGAGGGAGGUCAUAGUAUCCAUGGACACCGGUUUGUGUUGGCUGCCAGAAGUGACUGCUGGGGCGUAGAAGAUCUGUCUAAGGUGGCAGAACUACACAUAACUGACAUCCAAUAUAAGGUGUCCUAUGCCUUGAUGAAGUGGGUGUACACAGAUGACAUUAACAUAGAAUCUGACAGCGGGUUUCUACUGGACCUAUUACGAGCAGCCACUAGAUUUAAACUAGAACAUCUGCGACAGAGGUGUGAGAACGGCUUGAUGUCAUACGUGAAUAUGAAGAAUUGUAUCCAGUUCUACCAGACCGCAGAGGAAAUGAAUGCUGUACUCCUGAAGAGCCACUGCUCUGAACUGAUCUCCAACCACUGGAAUGACUUCACAAGCGAGGAUUUCGCCACGAUGCCUGCAGCCCUGCUGUACAAGAUGUUUAAGGCAAAGACAGACUACCCACUGCACACUGCCAUUAGGGCCAGACGGGAGGACGUGGUGUUCCUCUACCUAAUAGAGUUUGAUUCACAGUUGUCCGUGAAGCUGAAUGAGGUCGAUACAAAGGGUGACCUGCCCUUGGACCUGGCACUGAAGUCACGACAGGAGAGCAUCGCCCAGACCCUGAUCAGUCACCAUGUGGACACGAGUCGUCGUGACAACACAGGCAGGGCUCUCCUCCACAAGGCCAUUAAACGAGGUGACGAGUUUUCGUCCAUGUUUCUCAUCAAGAACAAAGCGGACGUGAACAUGGUAACACACCUGGAUAAAGAGAGCCCUCUUCACAUGGCAGCCAGUUUAAACCCCGCACUGACCAGCGAGGAAGUGAUGGCAGGAUUGGCCAGAAUCUGUGAGCUGCUGCUGGGCACCGGUGCCCAUGUGAAUGCACAGGACGCUGCAGGAAGUACUCCCUUGCAUAAUGCCAUCUUCUGCAAGAACAGACCUGUGUUUGAUGUGCUGAUCCAGAAAGGACGACCUGAUCUAGAGCUGAAAAACGCUGAUGGAUUCACAGUCUUGUGGCUUGCUUUACAAGAGGGGGAGAGUGUAGAUGGACGCACUGAAGACUUGUAUGGAGAGAACAGUUUUGCUGCCUGCCUUCUCAAACAUGGAAGUAACCCAAACUCCACAGAACCAGACUCUGGUGACACUGUCCUCCAUUGUGCUGCAAGACAGGGAAAUGAGAAAGCCGCCAUUUUUCUUGCAUCACACGGGUCAAAGCCAAGCUUGGCCAAUCACAAGGGGGAGACCCCAUUGCAUAUUGCUUGUGAAAAAGGACUUACAAAUCUCGUGAAAGUUUUACUGAACAAGGGAGGUAACCCUAAUGCCCAGACCAGGACAAUUGAGCCUCCCUUGAGUAGUCUCCCUUCUGAGCUGCUUACAGAUGCAGACACAGCACCAGUUAGUCAGCAGACGCCGCUACAUUUGGCACUCCUCAGCAAUCAUGCAGAUAUUUUAGCUAUCUUCCUGCAAUUUAAAUUAUUUCUUUUAGUGGAAGCCGCGCAGUGUUCAGAAAACAACAAAGUCAUUCCAAAUUUCAACAUCAAGGAUUCUGACGGACAGACAGUGUUGGGUUUGGCGCUGUGGAGCCAUUUGUAUGAGGAAUCAGCGAAACUUCUUGGGGCUGGGGCAAACAUUAACGAGAAGAAUUCUGACGGACUAACACUUCUUCACCAAGCAAUUGAAAAACAAGACAUCUCUGGGGCAUUGUUUCUGAUUGAACACCAGGCAGACCUGGCUAUGAAGACCAGUGAGAACCAGACCCCUUUACAGCACGCUAUAGAGCGCCACCUGCCUGUGGUGGUGGAGGUGUUGUGUCAGCGGGGUGUCGACAUGGACAUGGUGGAUGACCACGGCAACUGUCCACUCUGGCAGGCACUGGACACCGGACAGGAAGACAUAGCUCAGACUCUUGUGAAGCAGGGCUGUGACGUUGACCUGUGGUUGCCUGGACCUGGCGGGUGUCACCAGUCCCUCCUACACCGAGCCAUAGACCAGAAUAAUGAACCAGUUGCCUGCUUCCUUAUAAGGAGUAAGUGUGAUUUAAACAGCCCAAGACGACCUGGCCCCAAUGGAGAGGGUGGAGAGGAAGCAAGGGAUGGUUCCACACCGCUACACCUGGCCUGUGCCUGGGGAAUGGAGCUUGUGGUGCAGACUCUAAUGGAACACGGGGUUGCUGUCAACACACAGGACAUAGAUGGUAAAACACCCGUGCAUAUUGCCAUAGAGAACCAGCAUGCAGUGAUCAUAUCUCUGCUGCUGUCCCACCCCAGCCUGGAUCUGACCAUCAGAGACAAACAUGGCCUCACACCCUUUGCCUCUGCCAUGACCACCAGAAACAACAAAGCCGCGCAGUCCAUUCUUAGCAGGGAACAAAAGGCAGCUGAACAGAUUGACAACAAAGGACGCAACUUCCUGCAUUGUGCAAUCAUGAACAAAGACAUUGAGAGUGUUCUCUUCUUGAUUGGUGUCCAUGCAAAUGUGAACUCGCGUGUGAAUGACUCAAAGCAUCUUACACCACUGCACCUUGCUGUGGAUGUUGGAGCAGACAUUAUUGUCAGAAAUCUGCUGUUGGCAGGUGCUGAGAUCAAUGCUCAUACCAAUGACAAGCAGACCAGCCUCCACCUAGCUGCCAGUAAGGACCACAGUGUCAUCUGUACCAUACUUCUGGAGAAUGGUGUAGACUUUGACGCCCUUGAUGAAAAUGGAGACAAUGCCCUCCAUAAAGCUGUGAGGAAUGGAAAUAUCAACAGUGUACGAGUCCUUCUCACUGAGUGCAGUAUAAAUGCAGAGGUUGUCAAUCAAAAAGGCCAGAAUCCCCUGCAUGUGCUUGGAGCCUAUGGAAAGGACAAUGCAGCAGCCAUCUAUGAGUUGUUCAAGGAGAGUAUGCCAGAGUACCCAAUAGCAAAGCUGGAUGCAGAGGGCAACACUGUGUUGUUGCUGGCGUACAUGAAUGGUAACGGUGCCCUGUGUCGUACCCUGGUCAGGGCAGGCUCCCCUCUGGGCACAGUCAACAAACAGGGGCUCAGUGUUUUCAACGUUCCCGUGGCUACCAAGCAGCUUCUCUUCAAAAUGUUAGAUAUGUUGGCCAAGGAGCCGCCAUGGAGUGAUGGAGAGAUGUGUUUGGAAUGCACUGUGAAGUUCAGUUUGAAAAAUAGAAAACACCACUGUCGCCAUUGUGGGAGAUUACUUUGUGCCAAGUGUUCAUCUAAAGACAUGCCUAUCAUCAAGUACAAUCUGUCCAAGCCAGUGCGGGUUUGUGACGUGUGUUUUGACGUGCUGUCCAUUGGCGGAACCUUUUGACGCAAGCUUUAAAAGUGUGUAAAGGAACUGCUGUGUUGCUGCAUUGCCAGUUUCUCAAGCCAAUAACAUUGUUUAGGUUGUACCAUAAUACUCAUAAUGUUUAAACAUUCAAAAAUUAAGGUUUACCUGCAGCUUUAUGUAUACUAUUAAAUUACUACUCAUAUUGUGUAUAUUGUAUCAUGCCAACAAGAUGUUUCUGUUUUUAAAAUAAUAGACAAAUAUUUGUUGAUUGUAUUGUCCACAAUUUAUAACUUGGUAUCAAGACUUUUGUACAUUUGGCAUAUAAUUUUUAUUUUCUGUCAAUAUUUAUUGUCCAUUUUAAUCUUUGUUUUGAUGUAUUUUGUAUGACCCAGACAUCUUAAUAUAGUGAUUGUCCUGGCUUUGGUUUGUUUGUCCAUCAGCACUUUCAUUCUUAAGUGGUUUGGUAGAUUUUGCCAUAACACUGCCUGCUACAACUAUUUGUAAGUAACACACUUGUUGUGUAGGACCAUUUUCUUUAAAUUCUUUAAACCAUAUCCCUUAGCUCACUUAGACAUAAUUUAAACUUAUAAUAAUUAGCAUGGAAUUUUAUGGAUAUUUAUGUUUCAUUAUUUGUCUGGCACCAUCACUGCUUGCUACCUAACUGGAAUACUUGCACUAUCUACUGAUAAUAUUAACCCUUUCCCACUCAGAAGCAAAGUGAAAAUGGUUAUGUGCAAACAGCAUAAAACCAAUACAGCCUAGGAGUAACUCGCAGUCUGUUCAGGUUUUAUGCUGUUUGCUGCUCAUUAGUAUCUAUGAAUUGGAAAUGAAGCCUUUAAAACUUGAAUUUGGUAAGACAGGUCUUUAGUUAAAUAAUACUUUUAAAGUGACAAAAUAAAAGUGGUAAAGGGAUAAAUACAUAUCUAGUGGUAAAGGGUUAAACCUCUUGAAACUUCUUGCUGACCCUGACCUGGUUAUUCAUUGUUAGAUUUUACUACUUCAGUAGCAUUUACACUGCUUUCUACAUCUAUGGAACUUGUACUUGACCAUUCCCUGUCCAUAUCGCCUUACCUAAUUUUGACGUUUACUUUGACAUUGACUUAAAAUGGACCAAUUGAAAUGGUUAAUUUAUUUGGUAACUAAAUGUUACUAUGUCAUCUAGCAUCACCAUUAAGCUAGGAAAUGUGAGUGUAUCAAACAACGAUCCUUGUUUUAUUUUUAUUAACUUAGAUAUGAGGUAUUAAUUUAUAUUAGCACAUUUGUGUUCAAAAAUAAUCACAAAUAUAUCUGCUUCUAUAGAAAUACAGAGUAAGGGGCCUACCACAGUGCAGUUAUCAACAGAAGGGACAUUGUGGUAGCCUCCCUUGGACAUGUAGGAAAAAUGGUUUUGUGUUUGUCUGUACAGUACAUUUAACAUGAUUCUGUUCAUUUUAGUGAAACUUUUGUUCAACACUAACAUGGUAUAGCAAUUACACUGCCAGAUUAUAAUAUGCUAUUUUUUACGAUUGAUGUGCAACAUGAUUAUUAUUCACAUUUUAUUACUUUUAUUUAAUUCAAAUGAGCCUUGUCCUGUAAAAAGGUGCUUAAUGCAUGUGCAUAGAGUGUUGUCCCAGAUAAGCCUGUGCAGUCGCACAUGCUAAUCAGGGACGACACUUUCCACCUUAACUGUAUUUUCGUCCAGAAGGGUCUUCUUUUAAACGAAAAGUGCAAUAAAAGCAGAAAGUGUUGUCCCUCAUAAGCCUGUGCGGACUGCACAACCUAAUCUAGGACGACAUUGUACGCACAUAGCGGACUGCACAACCUGAUCUAGGACGACAUUGUACGCACAUAGCGGACUGCACAACCUGAUCUAGGACGACAUUGUACGCACAUAGCGGACUGCACAACCUGAUCUAGGACGACAGUGUACACACAUAGCGGACUUCACAACCUGAUCUAGGACGACAGUGUACGCACAUAGCGGACUGCACAACCUGAUCUAGGACGACAGUGUACUCACAUAAACCUCCUUUGCACAGACUGAGGCUCAAAUAUAUCACAUUUUAGCUUAAAAGCAAACAAUUUUACAAGAGCAUGCAUUAUUAUUUAAGUUUUUUUUCUAUAACAUAUUUGCCUUAGCUUACUUGGCUGCCCAUACUAACCCAGAUAAGCCCUACACCAGUUGCAUUAAGCAUGAUUUGUUUUGAAUUGUAUGUAGCCAAAUUGCAACAACAGUUAACAACUGGUAGCUCAUUCUGAAGAAGUAAUUAAUAAUAAAUAGAAAUGUUAAUGAAGACAUUUUAGUUUACAUGUUAUUAGUUUAAGUACAACAUGAAAUGAGUACAUCAACAUUGUUAUUUAUCUUACAAGUAGUAUAUACUGUAGAUGUUCAUUUUGUUGACAUGUGUUUGAAAGUGAACACAAUCAUAUAUUUUUUCAUACCUGAUAUCUGCCGGAGAUAAUGUUGCCUGAUAUAUUUUUUAUGUCAUGGUCAACAGGAAGUUCUUCUUUCAGUCAUGUGUGGAGGAUGGUCAUAUUACUUGGAAUCAACUAUGAAGUAAUCAUUUUUACUAAAAUUGAAUCAGAUUCAACAAAACAAACAAUGUCAUACCAAGAUGUAAUAUAUUUUAAACACAAAAUGCAACACAAACAGCAAAAAAUAUUUUUCUACAAAUAUUAAGCGCGCGUGCUCAUGACGUCAUUAUUAACACGUCAAACGACAAAAGUAAUAUUCUUUCCUUCCAAAACUGCAGCUUUUUAGCGUUUUUUUCUCCAUUAUUUCUUUAAAAUCAGGGACGUAGAGGUAUGAUAAACAGAAAAACAGGUUACUGCCUGAUCUUUUUGUAAUAUAUCAGGCCUCGCCGUUAUAUUAUUCUAUACUUUGCCUGAUAUAUUACAAAAAGAUCAGGCAGUAACCUGUUAUUCUUUAUAUAUAUUUGAGUCAGGUAAGAUUAUGUCAAGUAGUUCAUAACAGUGCUUGCAUCUUGAGAGACAUACAUGUCAUUAGUUUUUUGACAAUUAUACAAAUGGGUUAAAGUUGUAACACAUGACACACUGAAAAGCUUUAAAUGUUGAGUUCCAUGUAUUGCAAUUUCACUCCGGUAAAAUGAACAUGUAAACCAAAAAUAUGUUUAAUUUUUCAUUUGAACAUACUAAUGCUAGACUUAAAUAAUCAAAACUUGCAUUUUAAACAAAAUUUGUUUUGAUGAAAAAAGCAUUUUGUGCGCUAAGUUUCAAAUACAAAAAAGAAUACAAGAGUUUCCUGUUUGGGGUUUGAUAACUUUUGUUGAAUGUGUAUUACUUGUGCAAUAUUGUAAUUGUUUGUGCAGCUUCUUUGUUGAAUUAGAAUAAUUGCUGGAUGAUUGUCAAGGUUUAUAAUUAUUGUACUAACAUGUAUGUAUACUUGAUAGGAUAGUUGUCCGAGUAUUGUUCCAGUAUUUUAUCACGAGAUUUUACAUCAACCUUGUUCUGUAUGUACUUUAGACAUGCAAUACUUAUUAUGAAUUAUCUAUGAAUGCAUAUUUAUUAAGAUAUAACUGGUGGAAGCAGUAAGACUAUAUUUACAGAUAUUUGUUUAGUUUUUGUGUUGAAAGCCCAUAAUCACUCAAAAUCAACAAAUAUUUUGUACAAUAAAAUUAAAAUAUCAAAGUGAUAACAAUAAAGUUAACACAUAAAAAACAAUUAUCCUUAUAGUAGUGGCAAAAAUUUCAACGCUAAAUUUGGAUUGCUUCGGGCAGCAUCCGAAGGAAGACAUCGUUCUCAUAAAUACAACGAUCUUCCAAUGCUGCCCGAAGCCAGUUUCGUGUUUGCUCAUAAAUGUUUGGAUAUUGUGGCAGAAAAUUAACAUGGAAUAUAUUGUCACACAAAAAAUAAAACUAUCAAUUUGUAUCUAUCAUACCAUACCACAUCUAGCGUUAAAAUGUUGGCUAUAACGCUAGAAGGAACACUGAUUAUGGGUUAAAUUUAUUUUAUGAAAUAUUUUGAAAAUAUUUGUGAAUGCAAGUAUUUAUGUAACUUUAAUUAUAUACUUGUAAUGAAAAUGUUUGGAAAUACAUGAACAUGCAUAAUAAUUUAUAAUAUCAACAUUUUGUUUACCUUCGCAAGUAGUUGUAGAAUAUACUUGUUGUUUACCUAAUUGUAGACUUUUGAGAAGGAAAUAAUCAGCAACAUAUGUAACAACCAACCUAUGGGCCAUGCUUUGUGAAAAAGGGGUUUUAAUGUAUGUGCAUACGCAGUCCACACAGUCUAAUCAGGAACACCACUUUCCACUUUAUGCCUAGUGGAUUCACUCAUCCUUCUAAAUUGAAUCAAUUUAUUUCCAAAAUUAGGGAUGUCAAGUAUAUUUAUUUCUAUAUUUAGAAUAUUUCUAACAGAAAUUCCUGUAAGCAAACAGCGCAUCAUGUGGCUGCUCAUCUGGGUCUACGCUGUUUGCCAAGGCCUUUUUUCUAGACGCUAGGCAUAAAUGGGUUAAUGGUUCUUUUAAAGAAAGUCCCUUGUUAGCGAAAAUGCACUUUAGACGGAAAGUGUCAUCCUGAUUAGUCUUUGCGGACUGCACAGGCUGACUGCACAGGCUGACUGCACAGGCUGACUGCACAGGCUGACUGCACAGGCUGACUGCACAGGCUGACUUCACAGGCUGACUGCACAGGCUGACUGCACAGGCUGACUGCACAGGCUGACUGCACAGGCUGACUGCACAGGCUGACUGCACAGGCUGACUGCACAGGCUGACUGCACAGGCUGACUGCACAGGCUGACUGCACAGGCUGACUGCACAGGCUGACUGCACAGGCUAAUCUGGUGAGACUUGCAUUAUCUCCCCUUCUCACAGAGGUAGGCUCAUAUUGUUUAAAUGAUAAAGUUUGAAUAAUUUUCAACCUGCAUUUAUGAAUAAAAAUGAAUGCAGCAUAAAACUUUUUACAUUGAGGUUAAUGUUUGAGAGAUUUGAUGCUUGCUUUGUUAGUGAUUAAUAUUUAUUUAGUGUACGUACAUUUUUUUACGUUUAUUUUAUUUUAUUAAAUGGAUGUUGUUUUACACUUCUGUACUGCAAUAAAUAUUGAAACUGCA